Messenger RNA from Xenopus laevis (African clawed frog), 1662 nucleotides. RefSeq names its product telomeric repeat binding factor 2 L homeolog (gene terf2.L). Gene Ontology annotation, cellular component: chromosome, telomeric region; nucleus; shelterin complex. The record is from RefSeq and is marked provisional. Gene Ontology annotation, biological process: protein localization to chromosome, telomeric region; regulation of telomere maintenance via telomerase; negative regulation of telomere maintenance via recombination. Gene Ontology annotation, molecular function: telomeric repeat DNA binding; protein homodimerization activity; double-stranded telomeric DNA binding. Lineage: Eukaryota; Metazoa; Chordata; Amphibia; Anura; Pipidae.
CCAAAGAUGGCGGAAGUGGUCUUUGGCGCUACCGUCUGCUCAACAGGAAGUGUUCCCCCGGUUUCGCGGCGCGGCUUUUGCCCCGGACUGUAACUGUAAGGGAUAUGGAAAGUAACAGUACACUUCGGGAGUGCGGGUCUCCUGACCCAUGUAUACAACUGGAGCGUACUAUCAACCAGUGGGCGUUCGAUUAUUAUUUUCACACUGCAGUGGAGGCGUUUAGAAGCGAUCGCCAUGAGGACUUCCAGGAGAUCCGGGACAUUGUUUCCGUCUUACUUCUUCGUCCUUUAGAAACAAAAGCUCAGAAUGAUUGCAAGUUACGUAUAAUGCAGUGUAUUUCUCGGAUUGAAGAAGGUGAAGACCCAGAUUGCACAUUUAAUGACAACAACAAUGAAACUCCUUUAGAAUCAGCUGUUGGACUUCUUGAUAUCAUUCAGGAAGAAAUGCCUCUUGAUGAAGAUUUAUUCAAAACCAAUAAACAGAUGGUUAAAGAAGCGGCAGUUUUGGUGUGUAUAAAAAAACAGAAGUUUGAUCAAGCCAUCAGAAUUCUCAAGAAGUACAUUUCUAACUACAGCAAAAGAAAGCUACGAGCUGAACUGCACACCAUUAUCCGAGAAAAGAACCAGAAUCAUCCUUUGAUUACAAAUUUCUCCUUCACUACCAUCAAGAAGAUGAUCUAUCAGCUUUUUGAGAAACAUAUUGACGUUACAGAUCCCAUAUUACUGACUAUUGCCAAAAAGGAGCAAAAGUCACAGUGUUUGUCUAAGGACCCCCAAACCCCUACAACAGAGCAAGAACAGACAACUUUACAUCUUCAAAAUGAAUCUCCUAGAUCUCCGCAAGUUGUCAGCUCAGAAGCAGACUGUGUAAUAUCAUACGGACUGUCUGUGUUGAAAUCUAAAUUUAAGUCACUCUGUCAAGAAGAGGACCCUGAUACAAUCUUCAGGGGACUGUGUGAAACGGACUUCUGUAGACAGGACACCCCUAAUGACAUUCCUCUUGAGAAGGCAGGAACAGACACAGAGGAGUCGAUAUUAGGAAGGCACAGAAAGAAAUUGGUUGUAUCACUAAAGCAGGUAGUGAUAGAUAAGGACAGCCAAUGUAUACAUUUGAGCGAGAAUUCAAACGUCUCCAGUGACAGGACAAAUCAAGCUGCCCCUUCUGCUCAGAAACCAAAGAACCAGCAAAUUACGCCUAAGAAAAGGAAAUUAAAUUCAAUGUUAGACCGCUCAGAUAUUGUUGAAGACCGGGACAAUUGGAUUGAAGCAGAUGAGCUGUUUGGAAGCAAAAGAGAAGAGAAUGGAAAAACAUCCAAUAACACAUCCACCAAUAGCAAGAGGCAGAAAUGGACAGAGGAUGAGACUGAAUGGAUAAUAAAAGGAGUGAAAAAAUAUGGCGAGGGAAACUGGAAAGACAUCAUGAAGAAUUACCCUUUCCUGAAUCGUACCUCAGUCAUGAUAAAGGACAGAUGGAGGACCAUGAAGAAACUGGGGAUUGUGCCAGAUAAAUAACUUUGUUACCCAAAAGAAACAUUGUGUUCCUGUUUUUAUCCUUGGAUGUUUUGCAGUACCAAUGGAAAAGACCUUCAUUUCAGUGGAGGUUAAUAGCAUGAUUUCAACCAAAGUAUAUUACUGUCCUUCCGUUGGUAGAGUACAAGGCCUC